Molecule: messenger RNA, 1071 nt
Organism: Ascochyta rabiei
Lineage: Eukaryota; Fungi; Ascomycota; Dothideomycetes; Pleosporales; Didymellaceae
Product: Protein saf4
Exons: 1
Coding region: 1-1071 (356 amino acids)
Biological process (GO): mRNA splicing, via spliceosome
Cellular component (GO): U2-type spliceosomal complex; post-mRNA release spliceosomal complex
Source: RefSeq, a predicted model, not a curated record
AUGCAGGGCUUCAACAUGGGGCGCUAUUACCCGCCCGACGCGUCCAACACGCCCUCCUUCAACAAAUCGCAUCCGCUCGGUGCUCGCGCAAGCAAGAUCGGCCAGGGUAUCCUCACGGUCCGCUUCGAGCUGCCCUUCGCCGUGUGGUGCCAGCACUGCAAGCCUGAGGCCAUCGUCGGCCAGGGCGUACGCUUCAACGCUGCCAAGAAGAAAGUGGGCAACUACCACAGCACACCCAUCUGGCAGUUUCGCAUGAAACACACGGCCUGUGGCGGCGAGUGGGAAAUACGCACCGAUCCCAAGAGCACGCAGUAUGUUUGCGUAGAGGGUUGCAGGAAGCGCGACUAUGGGCCAGAAGAGGCUGGCGAGGGCGAGCAAGGCGAGCUGAGGUUCUUGAGCGAGGCCGAGAAAGCGAAGAGGAGAGACGAUGCGUUCGCGGGCUUGGAAGGCAAACUGGACGAGAAGGCGAGGGAGAAGGGGAAUAAGGAGAGGUUGGAGGAGCUGUACGACAGCGCCGAGGUCUGGAGGGAUCCAUACGACGUCAAUGCAAGGCUGAGGAAAGAAAUGAGGGCCAAGAGGACCGUCUGGAAGAGAGAGGAGAGGCAUAAAGAGGACAUGCAGGACAAGUUUAGCCUGGGAUUGGAUAUCGUAGACGAAACAGAUGCAGAUCGGCAGAGCGCCAGGCUGGUAGACUUUGACAGCCUCGAGGGUGGGAGGGAGACUUGGAAACCCCUAUUUGCCGAGUUCAACGUCGUCAACAGCGGACGCGAGACAAGCAAAGCACCCAAGACGAAGAAGCUGAAGGCCGAGUUGGCCGCAGAAUCGAGUCGACAAAGCCUUCAGCAAAAGCUCGUGGGCAACACGCGCGCCGCUGUCGAUCCUUUCGUUGCCCGGGAGGUAGCCUCCACAGCAAGGCCGAAUCUAGGCAUCUUGAAGAGAAAAAGGGACCUGCAGGCUGAUUCGGAACCACAAGCCUUGCUGCCUGGCUCUGAAUCUUUGGAUAAGAGUGUGGCGACCAGUGCUUCACCGGCCCUGAAGCUUGCAUCCCUGGUAGGUUACGACUCGGAUUGA